Molecule: messenger RNA, 789 nt
Organism: Vespula pensylvanica (western yellowjacket)
Lineage: Eukaryota; Metazoa; Arthropoda; Insecta; Hymenoptera; Vespidae
Product: peptidyl-prolyl cis-trans isomerase 6-like
Exons: 5
Coding region: 1-789 (262 amino acids)
Biological process (GO): protein folding; protein peptidyl-prolyl isomerization
Cellular component (GO): intracellular membrane-bounded organelle
Molecular function (GO): peptidyl-prolyl cis-trans isomerase activity
Source: RefSeq, a predicted model, not a curated record
AUGUUGCGCGUUUUUAGCGUGAAUUUACGUUCGAAACGGUAUAUCUCUCGUCGAAGAAUUCGAAACGAAAAGUAUUCGGGUGCACGGAUCGUGAAUCUAGAUCUCUACAGCGAGAGCGAAGACGAUAUAGUAGGCAAGUAUGCUGCUACUUUUACGGUCACGGAUAAGGUAUAUUUCGACGUGAUGAUCGACGAUCAUCCUGCCGGAAGAAUCGUUUUAGGCUUGUUCGGCGAUGUCGCUCCGAAAACAGUGAAGAACUUUCUUACGAUAGCUACGACCGGUGUAAACGGGAAAACUUACGCGGGCACGCUCUUUCAUCGCGUCAUUAAGAAAUUUAUGAUUCAAGGCGGAGAUAUCGAAAAUGGCGAUGGUAGUGGAUCGAUCAGUAUCUACGGGAAAUAUUUCGACGACGAGAACUUUGAUUUACAACAUACCGGACCGUUUUUCCUUAGUAUGGCAAACUCUGGUGAAAAUACCAAUGGUUGUCAAUUUUUCAUUACAACCGUUGCUACGCCUUGGUUAGACGGAAAGCAUACCGUUUUUGGAAAGGUAAUCGAAGGACAAAGUGUAGUUUUCAAAAUCGAACAAACAAAGACGGACGUCCAUGAUAAACCAGUCAAGCCGGUAGUCAUAUCCGAAAGUGGAGUAAUUCCGGUGACGUCGCCGUUCCUCGUAUCCGAUGAUCCCUACAAUAUCUGGGAAUGGAUCAAAGCGACCUGCGUACCAUUGACUUUCAGUUUCACGGUUCUUGGUUUCUUUCACUGGAUGAUGAAGCAACUUGACGUUUAA